This is a messenger RNA of Acipenser ruthenus (sterlet), 9154 nucleotides long. Its product is annotated as ankyrin repeat and BTB/POZ domain-containing protein 3-A-like. NCBI's taxonomy places the organism in Eukaryota, Metazoa, Chordata, Actinopteri, Acipenseriformes, Acipenseridae. Gene Ontology annotation, cellular component: nucleosome. Gene Ontology annotation, molecular function: DNA binding; structural constituent of chromatin; protein heterodimerization activity. The record is from RefSeq and is a predicted model, not a curated record. The transcript is spliced from 17 exons. Bases 227 to 3271 code for a protein of 1014 amino acids.
CAGUCAACGUUCAAUGCGUUUCACUGCGUAUGAAGUUGGAGACAAUUGUAUGUAUUUGUCUGUUUUGCAAAGGGGAUUGCAGCACACGGUGUAGUAGUCUGCUUUUCAGUACAUUCUUUUUCUCUUUGUUUCCAUACACAUAACACAACAGUAGCUUAAUUCGGCGGAACGGUUUAGUUGUAUUUAUUUUACUCCACAGCAUACUUAUACAGUAUGAGGUGCAGCUAUGGCAAGAAGGGGUAAGACAGUUGUGAGAACCCUGGAGGACUUGACGCUUGAUUCUGGUUAUGGUGGUGCUGCAGACUCCUUCAGGUCGUCCAGCGUGUCCUUGUGUUGCUCAGACUCUCACCUACCUUAUGCCCAUGGAGGAAACUGUUGGCAUUUAACAGACUCCAUGCACAGUCGACACAAUAGCCUAGACACGGUCAACACCGUCCUGGCUGAAGACACCGAGAUCCUGGAGUGCUCCGGACAGUGUGCCAAGCUACCUGAACUGGAAGAUGCACCCUGGAGCCUGGAGGAGGUGGAAAACGCCAUCAAGAAGGAGCAGGAAGCGGAGGUGGGACAGCUUUCAAAGGAUGCUCUUGUGAAGCUCUCUUAUUUGGUUAGCAGGGUGCUGGUAAGGAUUGCCAAAGAAGCCCAGAGGUUGAGCCUACGCUAUGCCAAGUGCACCAAGUAUGAAAUCCAAAGCGCCAUCAAGGUGGUGCUUUCCUGGACGCUAUCUGUGAACUGCAUCACCGCGUCCCUUAGCGCCUUGUCCCUUUAUAACAUGAGCACGGGGGACAAGCUUAGCAGGGGCAAGUCGACCAGGUGCGGUCUCAUCUUUUCAGUGGGCAAGUUUUUCAGGUGGAUGGUUGACAGCAGGGUUGCGGUGAGGAUCCACGAGCAUGCGGCUAUCUACCUGACAGCCUGCAUGGAGAGUCUGUUCAGAGAGAUAUGCAUGAGGGUGGUACAUAGUGCCCACUCCGAGAAGGACAAUGGGACUCCAAAGUUGACUGUCGAGUGUUUGGAACAAGCUGUCAACAAUGACUCGGAACUGUGGGGGAUGCUUCAGCCAUAUCAACACCUCAUUUGUGGGAAAAAUGCCAGCGGUGUUCUCUCCCUGCCUGACAGCCUAAACCUGCACAGAGAGCAGCAGAGGUCCAACAAACCUGGAGAAGUGCACAUGUACAGCCAGUCUGAACUGAGGACCAUCGAGCAGUCCCUGCUUGCAACUCGUGUGGGAAGCAUUGCUGAGCUCAGUGAUUUGGUGUCCCGUGCAAUGCAUCACCUCCAGCCUCUGCACCUAAAGAAUCACAGCAAUGGCACCCCAAUGCACCACAAGCAAGGGUCAGCGUACUGGGAGCCUGAAGCCUUGUAUACCCUCUGCUACUUCAUGCACUGUCCACAGAUGGAGUGGGAGAAUCCCAACGUGGAGCCAUCCAAAGUCACCCUACAAACUGAGAGGCCAUUCUUGGUAUUGCCUCCCCUGAUGGAGUGGAUCAGAGUGGCAGUAGCCCAUGCAGAGCACCGCCGGAGUUUCUCAGUAGACAGUGAUGACGUCCGGCAAGCAGCAAGGCUCCUACUCCCUGGAGUUGACUGUGAACCUCGGCAGCUCAAGACAGACGACUGUUUCUGUGCCUCUCGGAAACUGGACGCUGCUGCCACAGAAGCCAAUUUUCUGCAAGAUUUAGGAUUCCGAAUGUUGAACUGUGGCAGGACAGACCUGGUCACACAGGCAGUGUCUCUGCUAGGCCCUGAUGGCAUCAACAGCAUGAGUGAACAGGGGAUGACUCCUCUGAUGUAUGCUUGUGUUCGUGGGGAUGAGGCCAUGGUACAAAUGCUACUGGAUGCUGGAGCAGACAUAAAUAAUGAGGUACCUAACACAGUGCACAAAUAUCCAUCGGUCUACCCUGAGACUCGCCAUUGGACGCCACUCACAUUCGCAGUGUUACAUGGACACAUUCCUGUCGUACAGCUAUUGUUGGAUGCCAGAGCAAAUGUUGAAGGUUCCUUGCAGGAUGGGGAAGAAAACUAUGCUGAGACGCCUUUGCAACUGGCUUCUGCAGCAGGUAACUUUGAGCUUGUCAGUUUGUUGCUGGAGAGAGGAGGUGACCCCAUGAUUGGAACACUGUACAGGAAUGGGAUUUCGUCUACUUCCCAGGGAGAUAUGAACUCCUACAGUCAGGCUGCUGCACAUGGACACAGGAAUGUGUUCCGGAAACUCCUUGCCCAGCCUGAGAAAGGGAAGACUGAUGUCUUGUCCCUGGAGGAGAUGCUGGCUGAAGGGUCUGACCCGGCUGAAAAGAAUCCAGGACAUUCAAACUCCAGCAGGAACAGCAAGGCCAAGCUCAAAGCCCUGCGUGAAGCUAUGUAUCACAGUGCUGAGCACAGCUACGUGGACGUCACCAUUGACAUUCGCAGUCUGGGCGUGCCCUGGACUCUCCACACGUGGCUGGAAUCCCUGCGCACCUCCUUCCUGCAGCACAGGAGACCUCUCAUCCAGUGCCUGCUGAAGGAGUUCAGCUCCAUCGAAGAGGAGGAGUACACUGAAGAGAUCAUUACCCACGGCCUGCCGUUGAUGUUUGAAAUUCUGAGAGCCAGCAAGAAUGAAGUGAUAAGCCAGCAGCUGUCUGUUAUUUUUACUCAGUGCUACGGACCGUACCCCAUCCCAAAACUCACAGAGAUUAAAAGAAAGCAGACGUCACGCCUAGAUCCUCAUUUUCUGAAUAAUAAAGAGAUGUCGGAUGUCACUUUCCUGGUUGAAGGAAAACCGUUCUAUGCACACAAAGUGUUGUUAUUCACUGCCUCUGCCAGGUUUAAAUCAUUGCUCUCCAAUAGACCUGUUGCUGAGAACACAUGUAUUGAAAUCAGCCAUGUGAAGUACAAUAUCUUUCAGCUGGUGAUGCAGUACCUCUACCACGGAGGGACGGAAUCACUUCACGUGAGGAACAAUGAGAUCAUGGAGCUUUUGUCCGCUGCUAAGUUCUUCCAGCUGGAUGCCCUACAGCGUCACUGUGAAAUCAUCUGUGCUAAAAACAUGAAUACUGACACCUGUGUUGAUAUCUACACCCAUGCCAAGUUUCUGGGAACCCCUGAGCUCUCUGCAUAUAUGGAGGGCUACUUUCUGAAGAACAUGGUGGUGCUGAUUGAGAAAGAAGCCUUCAAGCAGCUGCUGUAUGACAGGCCUUCAGACAACCCUGGGCCAGACGUGCUGCAGGACCUGGAAAGGACACUGGGAACCAGGAUCCAGUCCAUUCAUCUGUCCUCUUCCAAGGGCUCCAUCGUGUGAGCUGCUGUGGAUUAAGAGCAUCUGUUUAUUUGUUUGUGUAUUUUUUUUUUUACACAGAACACCUGACUUUCUUGCUUGGCCUGCUUGGAAUGCUUUAGAUAUCUGUGCAGCCUGUGUUAAAUGAUCUAUCUCAUGCGCAUUGGUCAUUUCAUUUGUUUACUGACCAGGAUGCUUGUCCUUCCUAGCCUGUUUCAAAGCAAGGGUAUGCUGUAUGAACAACUUGUGUGGACUUCAACUCUGUGUCAUAAUGGGUCGGUUUUUACAUUAAUAUAUCAGGAGCCAUGCGUUUUUAUCCACAGAAUUGAUGGUAAUGGACCAUUUUGCAUAAGGCCCAAUCAUAUAGAUAAGUGGCAUAGAUUUAAUGUUAAAAAUGUUUAAAGCAUAUGUGAGAAAUGUAAAUACCUACCUACUAUUAAUCUAAUGAUGAGUUAUAAAUCAAGUAGGAUAAGAUAUUCUUCAUACUUUGUAUAACUUUGUGCAGGAAGCAUAAAGUGGCUUAAUGGAAUUAUUUUUAUAUACAGACGUGCUCAAAUUUGUUGGUACCCCUCCACAAAAAACGAAGAAUGCACAAUUUUCUCUGAAAUAACUUGAAACUGACAAAAGUAAUUGGCAUCCACCAUUGUUUAUUCCAUAUUUAAUAGAAAUCAGACUUUGCUUUUGAUUUUUUUAUUCAACAUAAUAUUGUAAAUAAUAAAACAAAUGAAAAUGGCAUGGACAAAAAUGAUGGGACCGCUAACCUAAUAUUUUGUUGCACAACCUUUAGAGGCAAUCACUGCAAUCAAACGUUUUCUGUAGCUCUCAAUGAGACUUCUGCACCUGUUAACAGGUAGUUUGGCCCACUCUUCCUGAGCAAACUGCUCCAGCUGUCUCAGGUUUGAUGGGUGCCUUCUCCAGACUGCAAGUUUCAGCUCUUUCCAUAGAUGUUCGAUAGGAUUCAGAUCAGGACUCAUAGAAGGCCACUUCAGAAUAGUCCAAUGUUUUGUUCUUAUCCAUUCUUGGGUGCUUUUAGCUGUGUGUUUUGGGUCAUUAUCCUGUUGGAGGACCCAUGACCUGCGACUGAGACAGAGCUUUCUGACACUGGGCAGUACGUUUCGCUCCAGAAUGCCUUGAUAGUCUUGAGAUUUCAUUGUGCCCUGCACAGAUUCAAGGCACCCUGUGCCAGGCGCAGCAAAGCAGCCCCAAAACAUAACCGAGCCUCUCCAUGUUUCACUGUAGGUAUGGUGUUCUUUUCUUUGAAAGCUUCAUUUUUUUGUCUGUGAACAUAGAGCUGAUGUGACUUGCCAAAAAGCUCCAGUUUUGACUCAUCUGUCUCAUCAAAGGACAUUCUCCCAGAAGGAUUGUGGCUUGUCAAUAUGCAUUUUAGCAAAUUCCAGUCUGGCUUUUUUAUGUUUUUCUUUCAAAAGUGGAGUCCUCCUGGGUCUUCUUCCAUGGAGCCCACUUUCGCUCAAAAAGCGACGGAUGGUGCGAUCAGAAACUGACGUACCUUCACCUUGGAGUUCAGCUUGUAUCUCUUUGGCAGUUAUCCUUGGUUCAUUUUCUACCAUUCGCACUAUCCUUCUGUUCACUCUGGGGUCGAUUUUCCUCUUGCGGCCGCACCCAGGGAGGUUGGAUACAGUUCCAUGGACCUUAAACUUCUUAAUAAUAUUUGCAACUGUUGUCACAGGAACAUCAAGCUGCUUGGAGAUGGUCUUGUAGCCUUUACCUUUACCAUGCUUGUCUAUUAUUUUCUUUCUGAUCUCCUCAGACAACUCUCUCCUUUGCUUUCUCUGGUCCAUGUUCAGUGUGGUGCACACAAUGAUACCAAACAGCACAGUGACUACUGUUCUCCAUUUAAAUAGGCUGAAUGACUGAUUACAAGAUUGGAGACAUGUGUGAUACUAAUUAAAGAAACUAAUUAGUUUGAAAUAUCACUAUAAUCCAAUUAUUUAUUAUCUUUUUCUAAGGGGUACCAACAAAUGUGUCCAGGCCAUUUUAGAAUAUGUUUGUAGAAUAAGCAAUAAUUCAUUUAUUUUCACAGCUUCUUUGCUUUAUUCUAUGACAUACCAGAGGCAUGCAAGUAUACAUGAUAAAAUAGCUUUUAAUUUCAUCACUUUUCAGGAGGAAUGAAGCAUUAUUUCAAUGAGCUGUAAGGGUACCAACAAAUUGUAUCUGUAUAUAUGCUUGCCUUCCAUUGUGGUCAUUAUUAAGUGUAAUUGUAGCACUGCCAAUGUUCCAGAAGGUGGCACCUCAUCAAUGUGAAUAUUGUAAGGCUGACAACAUUAACAAAGGAUUAUCCUGUCUGACGGAAUUAAACAGUAGAUAAGAGGACUGGAUCCUGUUGUAAAAGAACCCCAAUCACUGUUUUAAAUAGCUUGUGCCUGUUUUAAAUGGCUUGUGCCUACAUGAGGUGUGCAGCCAUAGGGUUAAAAAAAGUGUGUGUCACUAAUAUACAGCAUACAGUGCAUUUUAUUUUUUAAAUGGCAUAUCUGUGCUAUAGGCAAAUUUUCAUGUAUACGUUUCAUAGUGGAAAAGAGUAAUACUUUCUGUUAUUUGGAACUUAAUGUACAACCGCAACCAGAUGUCAAAUUAAUGAUCUGUUUCUAGGAGCCUGGCUAGUUCAGCUGUUUUUGUACUGAUAAUGUUUACACAGAGGGUGUUUAAGGGAAACCAUACCAAACCCCAGUUUAAUGCAGACUCAAAUGGAGCAGGCCUGGAAAUCUGGAGAAGCAGUAGACUCACCAAGAAAAAUGAUGUGUAAUUUCAGUACUACAAUAUGGGCUUCCUUAUGUAAAAAGCAGAUCAAAUAUUUGGGAAGCACACCCACUAUAAUAUUGAAAAAGUACCAAGCCCCUGCCUAGCUUAUUCUUACUAAUAGAGAGAGUACUGUUGACGUGGCUGUCACAUUUACUCGUGGCUGGUUUGACUGGGAGUGAUCUUUUGGUUUCUGUACUGUACUGUACUGUAUAGUCAUAAAAGCACAGAUAAAGAAAAACAGCAAUGUUAAAUCUUAAAUCAAUCUUCUUUUUAUGACUUGUGAACAACUGACAGACAAUAACUUUUACAAUUCAAAAUGAUAAUAAAGAUACAAUGUUACAAUACAAACAGAUAAACUACUAUAGUAUGUAUAAUGUUGAUGUAUUUCCAACAAGCAUCACAAAGCCCUUCCUUGUAGACAUUGCUAUUGUAUACUGUAAUUAUAUUAGCAGGUAUUGUAGUAAAACACCACUCACGGUUCAGUCUUAAGGCAUGGAUAUAUUGAUUAUUAAUCUUUUUGGUAGCCACUUACAACAAGAUUACCGUUAUUUGGGGCUGUAGAAGACAAUAUACAUUAUAGUCAUUUUUGCAUAUCAGUUUAACAGAUCUCAAAGGUUGACUGCCACAGGUAAUAUAUAGUAACAUAGAUACAGUACUGUGUGGAACCAAAAUGGGGUUUUUUGUAUGGUUAGAACAAAAAUGAGCUACUAAAGGUACUUAAUAAGCUAGAAUUUAUUUAAGCAAAAUGUUGUGUUUUUACCAAUUAUUUCUUCUAUUUAUCACUGAUAGGACACUGGUCACCCCCUGAAUAGCUUAUGUGCUCAUUACUAGAUUUUUUUACUCAAGGGAAUCCUUAGUCCUGACAAAAUAGAUGAACACAUUUAGAAGAAAAAUAGUUCCAUACAUGUGUAAAUGUUUUAUGUAAAUCAGAUAGAGAAGGUUAAUGUGUGCUUUUUCUGUAAACUAAUGUAUAUAUAACAACUGUGUGUUAUUGCUUCUGUAUUGUAUUGACUUCAUUGGAUGUUCUGUACAAAUGUUAUUGUCCUAGGUGUAUAAUUGCUCUGAAACCAAUUUGCAUGAUUGCAGGUUUGAGUCUUAUUAAAUAUAUAUAUAUAUAUAUAUAUAUAUAUAUAUAUAUAUAUAUAUAUAUAUAUAUAUAUAUAUAUAUAUACACACAUGUUAUGCAACGAUCAAUAACUCAUAAUUGAAAGAGGUAUGUUUGUAAACUGUAUCAUGCUGUUGGUACUACGUCUGGAAAAUUUAUUUUUAUAAGUUAUAAUGGGUUGGUCAGAUACUGCAAAUGCGCUUUUUGUCACCUUUAAUAAAUAUAAGGUGUGGUAAUUUAGUUGAGUAUUUAUCAUUCUGAAGUAAAUAAUUAGCUUUCAAUUUGGUAGACAUAUAGUGUUGGAGAUUAUGAAUGAAAUGUGUUUUUUAUAAAGUAUAUUUUUGGGAAUAUAUAUAUAUGUAAAUGGCCCAUAGUUUGUACAGUACAGCACUCACAUAUGCCCAGCAACAUACAUAAUGGGCCUCAUUUUUUUUAACCAAUUUAAAGUUUGCCCACAUUUGUUUCCAAAAAGGAAAACAACUAUGUUAUCAAAAUAGUCAAAAAUAGCUUUAUUGCAGUAAGAAGUUCAAUUACAACUCACAAAAGGUUUUUAGGACAACAAAUAAUCCUCUCUAAUUAAACAACUGGGACUUUGUUCUUGUAUAAAUGUGAUAUUCUCACCCCUUUAAAAUAUUGCUGCAUAACAGUGACAUCUGGUGGAAGAAACAAAAUUGGAGCAGUUAGAAGGGCAACCAAAGCUCUGCCUGUAAAUGCAUUUUGGCUUUUUAUGCAGGAUAGACUAAUGUGGAAUAUUUAGUUUUGCGUAUACACCUGAAGUCAAGUGCAAGUGAGGCCUUGGAUAUACUGUAGAGGUGCAGACCAAUGCUCUAAGAACAAGAUCAGUGAUAUAGAUCAGCACAGUCUUUACAUACUUCCCAACAGCGUUAAAGGCAACCGCAAAAUAAUUGGGAAUGGAACCAAUCUAACAGGUAAUUUGAGGUUUGCUGGAAAUGGGGAUAGGAAUUCCAGUCGAACAUCAUAAGAACAGCAUAAGAUGGCCUGUUUAAAAAGCUGAAAUAAAAUUGUUGCUUUUCAUUUAAGUGAGGGCCCAAUUUCCUGAUUGUCAAAAUGGGAAGCCUUUUCAUUCAACCCAUCAGAAACCUGCGACCACCACUUAAAACAGGAAGCCAAAACCUACUGUCUUAUGAAUAAACAAUUCUUCAUGAAAAUAAUAAUCAUAAAAGACUCUUCCUUAAAAAAAAAAACAUAUACUGCUAUACAGUUUUAGCAAGGGCAGCUAAACGAAAUAUUCUUCUGAAUAAAACAUACAGUUCAGUAAUCACCCACUUAAAACACACACCUUUACAAUUACAGACAGUUGUCAUGUACCUGCACAUCUUAAUAUUAUUCCAACAUUUGAAUUAGCUCAGUAGUUUUAUUUCAAAGUAAUCACAGACCAUAAGAAACUUGCAUGUGCACUGCUGGCUUUGAUUUUAGAACUUGAUUUUGGUGGCUAAUUAAAUGUCUGUCAAUGGAUUAUCUGUUUUCUCAUUUACGCCGAUUUCCAAAUACAUCCACUCCCCUCAGCAAAUUGGAGAAGUUAUAAAAUAAAAUUCAUUCAUCAGAAUAACUAAACUUCAACUGGAAAUAUAGUGUAAUCUGACAGGACCUGUUUUGUGUAUCAUCCAUGUGAUUACACAUCAUACACUGUACAGUAGUGGAAGCGUGUCUAGGUUUAACAGUUAGAACUUUAAGCAUGAAAAUAAUAGUACAAUCCUGGACAAAAUAGUUGUAUUGUUUUGUGUUACUAAUUCAAGACAAGAUUCUGAUUUUUGUGAUGAGAAUCAAACAUUGAUCUUUCUACCCAAUCUUUAUUGUUGCACAAAUCAUAUGCUUCUAUUAACAAAACUGCAUGAGAUAUUUACAGAAUCUCAGAAUUUUACAUUUUCCAAGUGUUUUGAGGUUAAAAGCAUCAUACCUUGUAUAAAAGUGUAUUGUGUAAAUAUUAGGGAUGUGAUUGAAAAAAGAACAAUACAUACAUGUUCUAGUGUUCUAUUGUUUAAUGAAAUGCAUUGGUGUACAGCAAAUAAAAUGGCUACAAGUUU